Verruconis gallopava is the source of this 1358-nucleotide messenger RNA. RefSeq lists its product as uncharacterized. The coding region runs from base 276 to 1004 and encodes 242 amino acids. NCBI's taxonomy places the organism in Eukaryota, Fungi, Ascomycota, Dothideomycetes, Venturiales, Sympoventuriaceae. Gene Ontology annotation, cellular component: EMC complex. The record is from RefSeq and is a predicted model, not a curated record. The transcript is spliced from 2 exons.
AAAGAGGUGGGUCGUGCUUCAAAUUUGUAGACGAACUUAUAUCGAUUCCAGAAAAAUUCACAUGUAGAUCCGCUUUCGGGGGGAACUGAAGAGUGAAUCCGAUCAGACGAAUAUGUCUGCUCAGAUUCAAGGAAUAUAGCUGCGUGAGGUGUCCGUGAAGCAAUGAAACUGGUUCUUUGUCUACGCCACAAUCAUGCUACAAUACCCCUACAAGCCACGCAUUCUUCUGAAAUGCAUUCUCGGCCACUUCACUUAACAGCACAUUUUCAUCAAACAUGGUUCCCUUAAAUUAUCCAUUAGCUUUCGUUACUCUUUUGCUUCCUAUCACCCUCGCUGCACAAAUAGCUGUCUCUAUCUCACACCCAACCUUCCCCUUCUCCGCUUCAACCUUGUCAUCGUCGACCUCGGCAACAUUACAUGCAGCGGGAGCCUCUCUUCGAACAGUACUAAAUCGUAACAAUAAGUUCGUAUUCGGAAGUGUACCAUUUGGGAGCUACCUGCUGGAGAUACACUCCAGAGAGUUUGUCUUCGAACCUCUACGCAUCGACAUCACCGACGUAGAUGGAAAGAACUAUAUCAAGAGCUGGCAAACAUUUCAAGGCAACGAAUGGGACAACAAAGGCGAAAUACGUGGAGAAAGCGAUGCAAGUGUUGCGGGAAGCUCAGCAAACACAGACGUUUACGUGAAUGUUUUGGGAGUGAAGGACUACUAUGCAAAACGUCUAGGUUUCUCCAUCAUGAGCUUGCUUUCGAAUCCAAUGAUUCUCAUCGCCUUCUUUUCUCUCGCUCUCCUCCUUGGCAUGCCUUACCUGGUGGAAAACAUGGAUGAAGAGACAAAAGCAGAGUUCGAAGCCAUGCAGAAAGAAAGAAGAACUGCUGCGAACCCUGCCGCAGCCAUGCAGAACUUCGACCUUGCUGGCUGGAUGGCUGGGUCAAAGCCAGAAGCACUGCAGACAAGCACAGAUGAGGCCACCAACGAAGGCCAAAGAAGGAGAAAGGGUUAAGUAAGGCUUCAUCAUGACCCAUCAUUUAGGAAUAGAGCAAACAUCACAGACGUUGCUGGAAUCGAAAGUCUAUUUCUCAUGAGACUGGCCAGUCAUUCUCAACGCCUCGCUCAGCCAUAACUUUUCAGACAUUCAAUAUCACCGUUGGAGCAUAGACCAUGGUUAACUCUAAACUGGACAUGUUCCGACAGAGUCUCUGCCUCACUUUAGGCGAUCAUUGUCGAAUUAAUUGCUAAAUGUCAAUUACGUAUCUCUCAAUCAGAAAGACUGAUCUCGUAGCUCAGAAUCGAAUGGUCAGCGUAAUAUAGCAUCAAUCUCCACCGUCUUCGGAUCUCCAUCCGAACUCGACCUAAC